Molecule: messenger RNA, 1349 nt
Organism: Phaeodactylum tricornutum CCAP 1055/1
Lineage: Eukaryota; Bacillariophyta; Bacillariophyceae; Surirellales; Neidiaceae
Exons: 2
Coding region: 168-1349 (393 amino acids)
Biological process (GO): Golgi organization
Cellular component (GO): Golgi apparatus
Molecular function (GO): protein binding
Source: RefSeq, a predicted model, not a curated record
AGUCGCCCACAUUUUUGGAAGCAUCCAUCUGUGAGGAAACUCUUUUGGUGCAUUGCGUUGUCACAUCCGACACUGGUGUACCGUUGGCAUCGUCGGUGUUGUUACAUCGUGUCGGAGUUGCGUUCCGUCCGUCCCAGGGUCGCUCGUUGUAACUGUUCCACGACGCCAUGGGCAACACGGCGUCGGAACCCGACGAGGACGAUCCGUCCGCCACGGAUCCUUUUGACGGCGUGGAUACCUUGGGCUACCGCGUGCUGGGCGUGCAGCCCGACAGUCCCGCAUCGCAAGCCGGUUUAGUCUCCUUUCUCGACUUUUUGGUCGGCGCCCAAGGCCGCAUGCUGCUGGGAUCGGGCGAAGACCUCGCCGACGGCGAGGAGUACGACGAUAUUGAUCUACCGGCGUUACUCAAGGAAUACCAAAACAAGGAACUGGAAUUGCUGGUAUGGAAUAUUAAAUCCCAGCAAGAACGGUUAAUAUGCUUGACACCACGAGACGAUUGGGGCGGCGCUGGUCUCCUGGGGGUCACGAUUCGACUCGACAAUUACGCGGGGGCCGAAGACCGAUUGAUUCGCGUACUCACGGUCGAACCCCAAUCUCCCGCCGCCGUGGCUGGACUCGUCCCCUACCAAGACUUUCUCCUCGGCACCACGCACCAAACUUUGGAAACUACCACACAACUCGCGGAUCUCCUACAAACCAACGUGGAUCAAGUGGUGGAAUUCUACGUCUACAACGUGGACUCCGACUUGGUACGUUUGGUCGCCCUCCUCCCGACUCGGGCCUGGGGUGGUGGUGGACUCUUGGGCGCCCAAGUCGGCGUCGGCUACCUGCAUCGUCUUCCACACGCGGUCCGUACCACGCCCGGCGCCAGUGUCGCCCGCAAAGUACGGUACGUCGGCGUGGCGCCCGGAGGUCGCGCGGGAACGCCGCGAUUACCCCGACCCGUCCUCGUCAUGGAACCGCAACUCGAAAUGGAAGCUCACGAUGGGGAACCUGAAGACGACGAUGAAGACAGUGACCACAGCGAUAAUGUGGAAGAAGUAUUUCCUCCACGACGAACGCCCGCACCGAGCAACGAACAAACGGCCUUGGAACCAUUGCCGCUUUCGAAUGCCACCAAAGUGUCGGCCGACACUCCCGGUAACCAAGGUGGGACUCUAGCGUCCGCCGCUGCUAGUGUCUUUGCCGCCCCGCCCGUACAUACCAGUAUGCCUCCAGCACCGCAAGCCGAACCCUAUGAGAAUCAUGGUCUCGUUGCACCGAAAGAGUCAACGGCUCGCUCCGCGUCUAACUCCGGCGUGUUCGACGCUUUGCCUCCGCCACCGCAAAGGACCGCCUACCGGAACUGA